GUCGUCACUGUGUUGUUGCGGAAGUGCCGGUGAGCAUUUUUCUGACAGCAGCGUUUUUAAUCUCUCCCGCAGCAGAUAUCUUUUUCACUGCUAGUCUGCGUGGACCAGCCGGCGUUUCCGUGGACAAGUUGAGCAAUGGCGGCCCUGAAAUACGCCGGAAUGGACGAUACGGACAGCGAGGACGAGUUGCCGCCUGGAUGGGAAGAGAGAUCCACCAAAGACGGCUGGGUUUACUAUGCGAACCAUGAAGAAAUGAAGACACAGUGGGAACAUCCCAAGACGGGGAAGAAGAAACGCUGCGCUGGAGAUUUGCCAUAUGGUUGGGAACAGGAGACUGAUGAAAAAGGACAGACGGUUUUUGUUGACCACAUUAACAAGCGGACCACCUAUUUUGACCCGCGCCAGGCGUUCACCGUGGAGGAUGUGGUGGUGAAGCCAAAGCGGUACGAUGGAAACACUGCUGCUCUGGAAAUUCUUCAGGGUCGUGACCUAUCUGACAAAGUUGUCGUCAUCACUGGAGGCAACUCUGGCAUUGGCUUUGAGACGGCCAGGUCUUUCGCUCUUCACGGGGCCCAUGUGAUCCUGGCAUGUCGAAACCUGUCCCGGGCCAGCGCGGCCGUUCACCUCAUACAGCAGGAGUGGCACAAAGCAAGAGUAGAGGCCAUGAUGUGUAACCUGGCUUCGCUCCGUAGCGUCAGGGAGUUUGCAGAGUCUUUUAAGGCCAAGAACCUACCCUUGCACGUUCUGGUGUGCAAUGCUGCCGUGUGCAGUCAGCCCUGGGGUGUGACGGAAGACGGCCUGGAGUCCACCUUCCAGAUCUGCCAUCUCGGUCACUUCCUCCUUGUGCAGUGUCUUCAGGACGUCCUGCGUCGUUCAGCUCCUGCCAGGGUUGUAGUUGUUUCCUCAGAGUCCCACAGGUUCACGGACCUGUUUGACUCGAGCGGAAAGGUGGACCUGGCCCUGCUCUCCCCUCCGAAGAAGGAGUACUGGUCCAUGCUGGCCUACAACCGCGCUAAACUCUGCAACAUCCUCUUCAGCAACGAGCUCCACCGACGUCUCUCACCUCACGGUGUGACCUCCAACGCAUUGCACCCUGGGAACAUGAUGUACACCUCCAUUCAUAGGAGCUGGUGGCUGAUGACCUUUCUCUUCACUCUGGCCCGACCCUUCACCAAGUCUAUGCAACAAGGUGCAGCUACCACGGUGUACUGUGCGGUGGCCCCGGAGCUGGAGGGUUUAGGCGGCAUGUACUUCAACAACUGCUUCCGCUGCCAACCGUCCAUCCAGGCACAGGAUCCGAGCAACGCCGGCGGCCUGUGGGAGCUGAGUGAGCGCCUGGUUGCAGAGCGAUCCGUCGGGAUUCAGUCCCUCUAAGGGACUGAAAUGCAGGAGGGUGUGGGGGAGAAGAAGUCAAAGAGGAAUCUUUUGAUGCUGACUUGGGAGGGGGGGGGGCAAACUUAAUAAAAGACUCUGACUGCACUAUACAAAAACUGCCAAACCACUGAGGUCUGUGUGGACAUGUCACGUCACUAUGGGGCUAAAACAUACUACGUACACAAUAAGGAGGGAGUUUCAUUUACAGUUUAAGUUUAGCUCUUUUUUUGUUACUUUAAAGUAUGAAGUAGAGAACCUAAAAUGAAUAGAUUUUUUUUCUGCUGUUGUCUUGUAACCCUUUUAACCACACAAGGUUUAUGAGUAAGUAUACACUCGAAUUGCAGCUAUGGCGCGCUAUAUGAUAAAUAUCGUCUUCCAAAUGAAUGUCUCUGUAUUCAGUGUCAUUUUGGCUACUGUUGUGCAGAUGUUUCUGCUCGGAUAUGGGGUUUAACUUUUUCAGUUAAAGAAAUAAAAGAUAGCGAGCAUAGGACCCUCACAAAUAUAUAAACACACUAGAGGUAUGUUUUUUAUGACUAUUUACAUUAUUCUGCAAUAAUCUCGUCAUUAUCAGUGUCCCUACUUGUUGUCUGUACAGUAUUUACAUCCACCUGAUUUGUAGAGGGCAUCCUAAUGGUCUUGCUAUGAUCAAACCAGAGUUUCUGUACUAAAUCUGCAAUUUUACAAUUUGGAGAUUUAUGGAAUGAUAUUUCACCAUUAUGUCAGAGUCUUAUUUAUACCAGGAUCUCUUCUUUUCUCUGUUUCUUCUCUUGCUGUUAAUCUAGAAUUUGAUAUUUCAGUCUGUUGUUUGUUUCUAAGUUGUAAUCUUUAGUGUUGAGCCUCUGUAUUUGGGGUGGGGGUUGUCCUGAAGCCGCUGGGAGGGCGAGUCGCUUUUGAGACAUUGUGCUUCAUGGCAGUCCGGGUGCCGUACGUUGUUGAAGAAACAGCAAUCCAGUGUCAUAUUAUCUGUAAUAAAAAAAGAAAGGGAAAAAUAAACAUGGGAAAACA
Messenger RNA from Fundulus heteroclitus (mummichog), 2379 nucleotides. RefSeq names its product WW domain containing oxidoreductase (gene wwox). Bases 136 to 1374 code for a protein of 412 amino acids. The transcript is spliced from 9 exons. Gene Ontology annotation, molecular function: protein binding. The record is from RefSeq and is a predicted model, not a curated record. NCBI's taxonomy places the organism in Eukaryota, Metazoa, Chordata, Actinopteri, Cyprinodontiformes, Fundulidae.